CCACUCUUUCUUACAUUCAUUUUUUUCAUUUUCCAUUUUUACUAUGUUGAUGCCAAGUGUGAACAAAUUACUAAUGACUUGAAAUCAAAUGGUAAAUGGAAUUUUGAUGAUACUUUCUAUUCAUUUAGUGGUGGAAACAUCACUUUUACUCUGCUCUUUAUGCCCUGUGGUGCAUCAGUUCUUUUGAUUCAAGUGGUAUCUCAAAAUGGGGGAGGUAAUUUUGACGCACGCAACUUUACAAGAAAUGACUUGAACGUUGAUAAAUACAUCGGCGUUAAUGUUAUUACUGAUAAGCAGCAUCUAUUCCGUAUACAAGCUAGUGUUAGUGACUUCAAAAACAUUAGUUGUCCUAACCCCCGUUUCAGUGGAGAACUCUGCUAUGCUAGAUAUGUUGAUGCUCCUGAUUGUGAAAGAGAAAAAAAUGCAAUGAUUAUUGACAAAAAUAAGGCGAUUGAUGAAAAAAAUACGGCGAUUAAUAAUUGCAAAAAUGAAAAAGCUAUAGUAAUUGUUGUACCAAUAGUAACCGCGAUCAUUGUAGCAGCGGGAAGUAUAAUAGCAGUAAUAAUUAAACAAUAUUUUGAUGAGAAAUCUAGCAAAUGUGAAAUAUGCGAUUCUCCUAAACCUAUCCAAUAAGGCUAUCAUCAUAUAUACCAACACACUUUAUAAUCAUGUUAAUGAUAUAUUCUUUUCCAAUUGAACAUAAAUAUAACCAUUAUUAU
Molecule: messenger RNA, 719 nt
Organism: Rhizophagus irregularis DAOM 181602=DAOM 197198
Lineage: Eukaryota; Fungi; Glomeromycota; Glomeromycetes; Glomerales; Glomeraceae
Source: RefSeq, a predicted model, not a curated record